CAAUCGCUGGGCUUUUUAAGUAUCUCAAAGGGUUCAGUUAUUAUUUACAAUGUGAUGGGCGGCGACGGGAGUAAAGAUAAGACAGCAGCAUCACUGGUGAAGAGGAGAUCCCUGUCAUGUCGUCAAGGCUUCCUCUCUCUGCCUGCUCAGCUUGUUCAUCACAGUCUAUUUAGACACAUUGCCCAGCACAGAGAAUACCCUGUCUCUGAGCAAUCUCUGUCCACAGACUCAAACCCUGUGGGUCCUCAUCCAGAGUGGACACUGCCGGGCUUCAUUUCCAUUUUCCAGCCGGAAUUUCCACACCGGUUUGAUGGACAUUUACAGAUUCUUGGAUUUAUAGCUAAAGGCUCGUUUGGCCCUAUCCUGAAAGUAAUGGACCCGUCUAAAGACAAGAUGUAUGCUAUUAAGGUUUUACCCAAAGCUGACGUUUUGAGACAUGGAGUCCUUCAGCAGGCAAAAGAAGAGGUGAUAAUUCAACGACACAUCAGACAUCCUUUCCUCCUCAGUCUACGGGACUGUUGGCAGAGCCAGAACAAUCUCUUCAUAAUGUGUGAUUACUGCAGCACUGGGGACCUGUACACCUACUGGACACUGAAGGGCUGUUUUGAUGAGAGGGAUAUUCGAGUGUUUGCUGCUGAAUUGGGCUGUGCCUUGGGUUUUUUACAUGACUUUGGAAUAAUUCAUAGGGAUGUAAAGAUGGAGAACAUCCUUCUGAGUGAUAAAGGUCACCUCCGCUUGACUGAUUUUGGGCUGUCUCGUCAUCUUGAGCGUGGAGAUAGAGCAUUCACUAUCUGUGGCACAUUACAAUACAUGGCUCCUGAGGUCCUGAGUGGAGGCCCCUACAGCCAUGCUGCAGACUGGUGGUCUCUUGGUAUUCUUAUCUAUGCUUUAGCCACUGGAGAGUUUCCACUUCCUGCGGAAGCAGACCACUGUGUGAUGCUGACCAGGGUCAGUGAGUAUCCGUUUGACAUGCCUGCAAGCCUCAGUCCAGCCCUGGCCUUCCUACUCAUUGAGCUUCUGUGCAAAAUCCCCACACGUCGCAUGCGCUGCCUAGAGCACUUCCAGAGCCAGAGAUUUUUCCACGGCAUGCCCUUUGAUUCCCAGCUGCUGCAGAAAAAUCCAGUCGAGCCAAUCCUGGAGCUGAAGAAUCAUCCUGACCGUGAGGAAAAGUCGAUGAGAGGUCUAUCAUUAGAUCUUCUCCAGAAUUUUGAGUGUGACCUGCUGAACUCGCCUUCUACACCUGCAGAUUUUCUCCUACUUCAGUGAAGAUUGAGAAAUUGGAUCAUCUGGACAACCUUCGAUGGCCUUUAACACCUUCUCCAAAAACUUAAUGAGGGCAUGAUGUUAAGCUCCGCCCUACAAGUGUCAGCAUCCUCUGGGAUAUCACCUUCAUAAAGAACUGGG
Molecule: messenger RNA, 1404 nt
Organism: Myxocyprinus asiaticus (Chinese sucker)
Lineage: Eukaryota; Metazoa; Chordata; Actinopteri; Cypriniformes; Catostomidae
Product: ribosomal protein S6 kinase-related protein-like
Exons: 13
Coding region: 55-1266 (403 amino acids)
Biological process (GO): protein phosphorylation
Molecular function (GO): protein serine/threonine kinase activity; ATP binding
Source: RefSeq, a predicted model, not a curated record